This is a messenger RNA of Zerene cesonia (dogface butterfly), 6064 nucleotides long. RefSeq lists its product as uncharacterized. Gene Ontology annotation, molecular function: RNA 7-methylguanosine cap binding; mRNA binding. NCBI's taxonomy places the organism in Eukaryota, Metazoa, Arthropoda, Insecta, Lepidoptera, Pieridae. The record is from RefSeq and is a predicted model, not a curated record. Bases 418 to 1941 code for a protein of 507 amino acids. The transcript has 9 exons.
UAAUCUUUGUUGUGAGAUUUUUGCAAAUUACAUGUGUUUGUGACUAUUGUGAUUGCAAUACGAAAAUGGACGGCUAAUAUUAUUGUUGCAUGUGAAGUUAGUAUUUUUUAUUAGCAUAAUACAAUCGCCGUCAAGCUGGGUGCCAAAACGGUGGAAAGGUUUUUGAACCUAGCUGACGACAGUUUUAUUGAAGAUGUCAGCGAAGACUUGAGAUGUUUUCUAGCCGAAAAAAAAAUUGACAGCGUGCUAGUAUUCCCGCCCGUGAGCAACUACCGUCGGUUCCUGAUCCACCGCUGCGUGGAGCAGCUCGGCCGGCCCGAGCUCGCGACCUUCUCGAUCGGAGUCAGCGACGAGAGGAGGACCGUCGUCUGCUAUAGGGACCGGCUGCUGAGUGAUGAGGCGUGCGCUCGGCCAGCAAUGGGCCUGACACCAACUGAUCGGGGCGAUGCAGCCCUCGCGACAAGCCCGGUGGGGGGUGCGUCGGCGCGCGCGCAGCUUCAGGAAAAGCCCAGAUCCGGGCCGACGAAACCCAGACGACCCGAUCGAGCGGUUUACGUGCCGAGAGCGUUGCGUGCGACGGAGAACACGACGGACGAAAACAAACCGCUGGAGAAUAAGAGAACCAGCCACAGCGCAGACGGGAAGUGCCCCAAAUCGCCCGCGUCCAAAGAGAAAUCCGCUCACGGAACACCAAGAAAAUCUCUCGACAAGAAUUUCUGCAACGUUUACACGCCGCCGCAUCUCAGGAACCAACGAUCUGCAAACGAGCCCAGUACAGAGAACCAGCCCCCCAGCGAACACGACACGACCGUGCCUUCCGGCUGCCGAGUGCCAAACGGUGAUAGUGCAAUAUCGAAUAGUGAUAAUAGUUUUAAAGAAUUAGAAGUAGGCGAGAGUUUUUAUAUAGGAGAUUAUUUUGCUAAUGGCCAGCUAGGUUUUUAUAGUCCCAGUUUUUACGAAUACGCUGAGAGCGAGAACGCCGAGGACAAUUGGAGGACAAAUGAAUCGGAGGUGAACAUGGCCGUACAUGAAACUCAGAGCAAUAUUAUAGAUAAUAAUGACUAUUUGUACGAUAAAGACGAGGAUGUCGAGAAGAACGAGCUGAAGCGUGCGUCGCAAGAGAUAAAUAGGAGCAGCAAGAGAAUAAUCAAGCAGAGUUUCGAUUCUGACGUGCUAGUCAUAUCGGAUCCGAUAGAGGACUCGCCGAGUCCGCCCAAAGAGGAGAAGGAGCCGCAGAAGGAGAUCAAAGUUAAGAAGACAAAGCCGAAAUUGGAAGCGAAAGUCUCCCUGAAAAGGGAGGAGAACGAUUGGGACGCGGUGUUCGACGACAGCGGCGAGUGUUUGGACCCGUCUCUGCUCGAGGAGUUGACGUCCACCGUGGGCAAGGUGCAUAUAUCGAAAGCCAAGAAUAACUACGAUCAGUACCAGACGCGCGGACAGGCGCUGUUCAACGGGCCCUUCGAUGAGACGUUCGCGCACGUGGUGGAGGUGUAUGACUUUCCCAGCGAGUUUAAGACUAACGAUCUGCUGUCGCUCUUCAGUGAAUACAAGGACACCGGUUUCGAGAUUAAGUGGGUGGACGACACGCACGCCUUGAUUGUCUUCAGCAGCGCUAAAAUUGCUGCCGAGGUGUUAUCGACGCAACGCUCGCUAGCCAAAUGUCGGCCGUUGCACGCGGCGACACUCGAGUCCAGGAACAAGGCGAAGAAAUGCGCCGAGUUCCUGCAGCCGUACAGGCAACGCCCCGAGACGUGCACGGCGCUCGCCCGCCGGCUCGUGUCGGGCGCGCUCGGCGUGCGGCUCAGCACCGCGCGCCAGGAGCGCGACGAGGAGCGCCGCCUCAUCACGCUCGCCAGAGAAAAGAAACGACAAGCGGCGCUCCACAAGGAAGCGGCGUGGGACGGCUCGCUCGCCGACCGCGCGCUGCAUUCGCCCUCCUGACCGCCGCAUGCUCACACACGGUGCAUUUACUCUUCGCCACUGCGCAGCCGUGAAGACUCACACGAUCAAUAUGAUAUGAUAAUUAAUUAUAGUUAUGAUGAUUUGAUCGAAAGGGACAUAGAUACGUAGCUCGCGAAGGGGCAGCCCUAAGCUUGCGUUGUCAUGGCAACGUGUAAACGAGUUUUUGUUGAGAAAGUUUUUAUCGUAUUGUAUGUUCCCUUUUUGGUCAAAAUGAGUUGAUAAUAUGCGAAAAUGACGUCACUAUUUUGAAUCUGUGGAGCGUUUUGAAGUUACAGUCUAAAGUUGGCGUUUUUUUUUUUUGUAAAUUAAUAUUUGAUUAUUUUAUCGAUAUAAAGAGAAAAUAAAGUAUAAACUAUGUCUGUCUCUCUUGUACUAAUAAUAUUGAACUCAAGGAAGAGGGAGACAAAAAAUGUUCCAUGUAAACAAAAAGAUAUGUGACCUCAUUUGCGGAUGAUGUUUAAGUGUUUUUAUAAACGAGUAUCACUGUAUUAUCGUUACGGCAGUUUGUUGACAUUGAUCUGGCUGUUGUUAAAUAUUUGUGAAUAGCAAUAUUUUUUGGCGGUAUUUUAUUGAGUGCAUUUUUUUUGGCGGUAUUCAUUGAGUGCAUAAAACUUUUGCUUAAUAAAGUUCUACUGAAAAUUUUGUUUCGCGGAUAACAAAAAAAAAAAUGUGUGCAGUAAAUAAUGUUAUAUUUUGACAUAUGAAGUGUCGUUGUCUAAACUGUGGUAGUGACAUAGGCUAUAUAACUUAACAAAAUGGCGCCCACAAUUAUGAAAUUUAUCAAUAAAUCGUGAAAAUACUGUUAUAUACCAAAAACCCAAAAAAAAAAACAGUUGAAUUGAUAAUCCUCUUUUUUUGAAGUCGGUUAAAAGGUUAGUUAUGUUGUUAUAGUAAUGCGUGAAAUAUAUUCUUGUGCGUACAUUCUAUAGAACGUACAAAAAAAGAAGGGAAGAAAGGAAGAAAUCGAAAGGGAGACAGAAAUUAAAUGACAUGUCACUUAAAUUCUGUCUUACUAAUACAAUCAUCAUCAUCAUCAUCAGUCCAUAUAUGUUCCCACUGCUGGGACACGGGCCUCCUAUGAAGGUUACUUAUACUAUAAUAUAGUAUAAUUAUUUGUUAUUCACAAUUAUUUAAGUAGCUCAUUAGAUAAUAUCAUAUAAUAUAAUAAAAUAUAUGUAUAUAUAUAUUACAGUUUUUAUAAUAAUACAGUGAUAAAUAUACAUAUAGAUGCGCAGGUUUUGGUCAUCUUAGCGUAGUUAGUUCUAAUUGUAGUCAAUUUCGUGCGAAGAGGGCGGAGAUAAAUAAGCUUUCGUUUUAUAUUCAAGAGGCUGAAGCGUUGGGCGGUGCAAUAUUUAUUUAGUGCUUUUUUUCAUAAGAAAAACUCUACUUUUUAUCUUUAAAUACGAUCUUAUUAUAAAUGCAAUUUUAAAUGUUAUUGAUGAUUCGUUUCAGUGCCGUCACAAGUAUAUUUUUUUUAUGAAAUAUUUUUUUAACUAUUGUACCAUUUUAUAAUAUGCAUGAAGAGCCUUUUAUCUAGCGUAGUAUGUUGUCUGGCGGGAACUGCCAAUAUGUAUAAGACGAUCUCUUUAUAUUUUAUUGAAAAAAAAACGGUUAAAUUUCGCCCUCUUCGUGUCAGUCUCAAUUGUGAGUCGAGUGUGAAUGGUUGCAAUGCAUAAUAAUAUUUUUUUUCGUCUGUCCCUCUCCUUCUAUGUUCACGCUGUUUUAAAACAUUGAAAUAUGGAUUAGAUUGUGGUGUGAUUAUUUUCACAGUCUGUUGUGUUGUGAUGAAUCAGAACACCUUAUAUUUUCAACCGAUUGAAAAAAGGAGGAGGUUAUCAAUACGAGUGUAUUUUUUUCAAGUUAUAAUUUUCAAGGUUCAAAAGAUUAUUUAAAAGGAUUUAAAAGAUUAUAUUUUGGGAAAUUAACCUAAAUUCUUUCACAGAUAAAAGAAGGUAAUAUAGUCAAUAUCAACUAACGUUAAAUACUUAAUAAAAAGUUUUUCUUUUCAUCUAUUCUGGCUUAAUUUAUAUAGACAGAUAAUAAUUUAAUAUGGUCGUAUAGAUAAUUAAAAGAUUCAAGGUCCCACACGCUUUCUUCACUCAACGGUUUUUGUUUAUUUUUUAUAUAUACAUAUAUAUAAUAUUCUUAUACCAAAUGUUAUGUAAGCUUGGUGUGCCUCGUAUCUAGUCUGCUUAGGUAAUUAGACCAAAAUCUGCGCGCAUAUUUACAUAUUAAGAGAAUCGUCUAUUGAUCUAUAGACGCGUUAUCGACAAUUGACUAUGGUUGAUAUAGAUAAAAUAAAAAAUAUUGUCUAGAACUUCAUAGACUACAGUCGCAUGACUGUGAAGUGUUCAUUUUAUUUAUUAUGUGCGUUUUUUUUAAUAAACACACGAAAGAAAUGUCUUUUCUUUUCACGGGAUAUAUAGAUUAUAAAUCGUAAUUAAUUGUUCGUCGUUAUUCAAUGAAAUUUGUAUUUUGUUCUUUAAUUUGCAUGUCUCAUUAUAAUAAUUGAUUUUAUUUGAUUAAAUAACAAUAAAAAAAUGUGGAAAAUGUGUAAAGUAUUUUAGUAGUGAAAUUUUAAAAUAAAACAAUUUCUGUUCCACAUGAAAUGAAUGUUCUAUCAUUGCAUUUAUUUUAUGUUGUAUUUGAGAUCUGUGGAUGGGAUGAUUUCCUUUUUUAUUUACAAAUUAAAUUGCAUGCGUAGAUACAUUUUAUUCACUGAAUGUAUAACUCGUAUUUUUUUGCACGUAACAUGGUGACACUAUUGACGUUUGUGACAGAUAUAUCGCAAAUGUCAAAAUUAUCUUUUGUUUGGUGGAUUGCGUACUUGUCCGGAUGGAAACGAACUGUUUGUACGGUUUUGGAAGAAAUUUUAUACGGUAAAUGUUCUAGAAAAAGAUCGUAAAGAAGAACCACAUACGUUACAAUCUGUAAUGAAUAUAAAUAAAUAUAUCUUCGUGUGAUGUUUAUUUCUUUGUUACUGCAAUCGUUGAUGACAAGUAUGCGAUCACCUCUAAACGGAGAAACAUAAACGUUAUUCUAACUAAAGAAAGGAAAAAUGCGAAAAAAAGAAAACUUUAUCUGUGGAUAUUAAUGUAAUAUUUUUUUAACUCAAUUGCUAUUGAUGGUAUAUGUUACCAUUUUAUAACCAAAUAUGUUAAUAGCAUUAUUAAUGCAUUCGUGAUUUUGAUAAUUAUUCUAUUCUUCAUACAUUGUUUCUUCUUUGAAUUAGUAAAUAAUAAACAUAGUUAGAAAAAAAAAAUAAUAAAAUAAAACACGCUUAAAUUAUCGAAUCAAUGAAAUUGUCUUACUUGCUCUUACACAGAAUGUUAAAAAAUAUAUAAUCAUGCCGGCCGUAGUCAAGGGAAUAAGAUAAAUUAAUAAAAUUAAUGCAUUGUCACCGAUUCUAGUAAUUCUACAAAGUUUGAAUUACAUCUGUCCGUUUAAUGUUGGUCAAAAUGUAUUCUUAACGAGUCGGUUACAAACAAACAUACACGUCUAAUAAAAGCGUGUUAAUAAUAAAAAGGCAAUACUGCAAAAACGAAAAAUGUGCUAAACUUUAUCUGUAAAUGAUUAUAUUAUGACACUCCCAUGUUCAUUUUAUUUGAUCUAAAAUAUUCAUUCACAGAUAUUUAAGUGUCUAUACAAUUAAACGGAAAAAUGAAAUAUGUAUUUAAAUCUUCUAGAGAAAACUCUUGUGCCUGUGAAAAUGAUGUGAUGUCUUUAUAACUUCAAUGAACCCCAUAUGUCUUAAUGUUAUAUAAAGACUUCUGAAAUUAUUAAAAAAACUGAAUUAUACAAAUAAGUCAGAUGUGAUUCCUCUCUUAAUCUCUAAAAAUAUUUAAUAAAUGAGCUGUAAUAGACAAAAAAACAUAUGUUUUGUUGUUUUGACCACCGACAAACUUCUACGUAACAUUGCACCAAACUAAAAUCGCAGCAAUAAGAAAUGUGUUAUUACUGUAAUAAAUUUUUAUCGCAGUCCAAAAGAGGUGAUGUGUCUUAUGAUAAAUGUAUCGAGUUUGGAUCUGUACAAAAUGUAAAGAAUCGUUAUUUUUGUAAAUCUAAAUUGUCUUGGUUGACAUAAUAAAUAAUUUGUGACUGA